ACUUGGGCACAAAAAAACUUAAAAAAAAAAAAAAAAAAGCCAUCGAGUCCCACGAUGAGAUAAACCUACCAGGCGAGAAAGGAUCCACACAUUUCCAACAUCCAUGGCAGCCCUGCGUUAUCUGGUAAUAUAAAUAAAUAAAUAAAAAGAGAAGGCAGCCCUGCGUUUGGCAUUCACCUUGUUCCACAGGCUAUAAAGUCCCCCGAAUCUCUCUCCGCUGCCCACUAGAUUUGCGUUGGGGUUUUCUCUGGCCAUUUGCUUCCUUUCGCCAAACUGGGUUUGUGUUGGUUUGAUCUGAGUGACCCAUUUGGGCUUUGAAACUGUUCUUCAUCUGGGUCAGUUGGAUUUUCAGCUUUUGGGCUGAUUUGGAUCCGGGUUUUGAUUCUUUUGGUGGGGUUUUUUUUUUGGACUGGUGUUGAUUUGUGAGAUUUGUGGUGUUCUGUCAAUGGGCGCUUUGGAUGAGGGGCAUUUCGACGAGGAGCUGGAAAAUGGAAUGAAACUGGAUUAUGUUGAUUUGGGUGUUGAGGAGGAAGCUGAGACUAUAGGAAUUGAGGAUGCUGUGAAAGUUUUGUUGCAGGGUUUGGGGGAGGAUAUCAAUAGAGAAGGUCUCAGGAAGACGCCGCUUCGUGUCGCCAAAGCUUUUCGAGAAGGAACGAGAGGAUACAGACAAAAGGUGAAGGACAUUGUCCAAGGUGCUUUGUUCCCAGAAGCUGGUUUGGAUGGUCAUGUAGGUCAUGCAGGAGGAGCUGGGGGGCUUGUCAUAGUGCGGGAUCUUGAUAUAUUCUCAUAUUGUGAGUCUUGCUUGCUUCCAUUCCAAGUUAAGUGUCAUGUGGGUUACAUUCCAUCUGGGCAGCAGGUUCUUGGCCUGAGCAAGCUUUCCCGAGUUGCUGAUAUUUUUGCAAAAAGGCUUCAAGAACCUCAACGUUUGGCUGAUGAAGUGUGUUCAGCUUUACACAGUGGAAUAAAGCCAGAAGGUGUUGCUGUCAUUCUCCAGUGUUUGCACAUUCACUUCCCAACAAUUGAAUCUCCCUUUCUCGAUCCAAAUGAGCAUGGAUGGGCGAAGGUGUUGGUUUCUUCGGGUUCAGGUGUUUUUGAGAAUGAGAAGGCAGAUGUGUGGAGUGAUUUUUUGAGUCUUCUAAAAUUCAAGGGCGUACAUAUGCAGAAAACUUUCCAGAAAGAGUUGCCCAACCAACAUUGGUGUCCUUCCAAGUAUUCAACUGCUAAAAUAUCCUCCAUAAUAGGCUCUUCCAACCUGGGAAUGAUUUCUGCAGUAGCUUCAAUUCUCAGGUUGUUGGGUGAAGAUCCAUUGAGGAAAGAACUUGCAGGAACUCCAAAUCGUUUUGUGAAGUGGUUGAUGAACUUUAAAAAUUAUAAUUUGGAGAUGAAGUUACAUCGCAGUGGCAACAGUAAAAUAAAUUCUUUUAGAUCAAUUUGCAGUGAAGAACAAAUGCACUCUGAGUUAAAUUUGUCAUUUUGGUCACAGUGUGAGCAUCAUCUACUUCCCUUUCAUGGUGUGGUGCAUAUAGGAUACUUCUGUGCUGAAGCAGCCGAUCAAAUUGGGAAAUCCACCCUGCAGUCAAUAGUACAUUUCCAUAGUUUCAAGCUCCAAGUGCAGGAAAGGCUCACCAGGCAGAUCGCUGAGACUGUUUCAUCUUUGUUAGGUGGAGAUGUAAUGGUAGCAGUGGAGGCUAUCCAUACCUGCAUGAUCUCUAGAGGGAUUGAGAAGAUUAGGAGUAGUACAGCUACAAUUGCUGUCCUGGGUCGAUUCUCUUCUGACCCUGCUGCAAGGGCAAUGUUUUUACAGAGCAUUCCAAAUCAUUCUACUACUGAACUAUGACAAUUCAUCCAAUUCCUAUACGAAUAAAUUUUAUCCAAUUUUUAAUCUUUUUUUUUUUUCCCUCUUGUACCCUCUCUUUUGUGGUUCUUUGGCUGUCUGCUGUGGUGGGGGCAGAGCAGGGAUAAAUCCUUGGGCAGAUCAUUCAUGGAUAACUUGAAGACCAUUACAUCUUUGCUAGAAUUAGGUUGGGUAGUUCCAUUUGCAAUGGAAAUUGCAUUGUCACAGAGUACUCAACAAAAAUUUGUUUGUUCUUUUUGGCCUUGCAUUCACUGUCUGUAACAUAAACUUCUUAAGAGAAUACUGGAAGAGCGUGCCAUUUUUUCCCAA
This is a messenger RNA of Malania oleifera, 2164 nucleotides long. RefSeq names its product GTP cyclohydrolase 1. The transcript has 2 exons. Gene Ontology annotation, molecular function: GTP binding; zinc ion binding; GTP cyclohydrolase I activity. Lineage: Eukaryota; Viridiplantae; Streptophyta; Magnoliopsida; Santalales; Ximeniaceae. Gene Ontology annotation, biological process: tetrahydrobiopterin biosynthetic process; tetrahydrofolate biosynthetic process. Bases 446 to 1837 code for a protein of 463 amino acids. The record is from RefSeq and is a predicted model, not a curated record. Gene Ontology annotation, cellular component: cytoplasm.